UCUCUUCAUCACCAGAUUGUAGUAUAGUGUAAAAAUGUUAGGCUCAAAGGACGCUCAAAAACAAUGGGAACUUGAAAAUAAAGUCAAGGAAGUUACUGAUGAACAAUUGUAUAAAUAUGAUGAAGAAAAGGAACAAAAGGUCCGUGAAGAAAGACCUUGGGAAAAAGAUGUUAAAUACUUCAAGAAGGUUAAAAUCUCUGCCUUGGCUCUUCUCAAAAUGGCUAUGCACACAACUAAAGGUCAACCACUCGAAGUUAUGGGUUUGAUGCAAGGUAAAAUUGAUGGAGAUUCAUUCAUUGUUAUGGAUGCAUUUGCUUUACCUGUUGAAGGUACCGAAACUCGUGUUAAUGCUGGUAAUGAAGCUAUCGAAUAUAUGGGUAGAUAUAUGGAUUUGAGUCAACUUGUUGGAAGACCAGAAAACGUUGUCGGAUGGUAUCACUCUCACCCUGGUUAUGGUUGUUGGUUGUCAGGUAUUGACGUUAACACUCAAUUAACUAACCAACAAUACCAAGAUCCUUUUGUUGCUAUUGUUGUUGAUCCUGUCAGAACUGUCUCAGCUGGUAGAGUUGAAAUUGGUGCUUUCAGAACAUACCCAGAAGGUCACACUCCAAGUGCUUCAUCAAGUUCAGAAUAUCAAUCAAUUCCUAUGGAUAAGAUUGAAGAUUAUGGUGUUUAUCAUGACAAGUACUAUCAAUUGGAAUGUGAAUUUUUCAAGUCCUCAACUGAUACAAAAUUGUUGAACGUUCUCUGGAAUAAGUACUGGAUCAACAUUUUGUCAUCAUCUGCUGCCAUCAAGAAUAGAAAUUAUACAAACGAUUCUAUUAAUGAUAUUGCCAGAAAGAUGGACAAGGCUGAACACGAAAUCGGACGUGGUGGUAAACUUUCUGGUUUCAUGAUGGAAAAGGAAUCAAAGAAGAAGGAAGAAACUCAAUUGGAUAAGUUGACAAAGGAUGCUGUUAAAUUGAGCACUGAAGUUUUACAAGGAAUUAUUUCUCAAUCAGUCAAGGAUUCUCUUUUCAACACUCAUUAACUUGUAAACUAUUAAAAACUACUUAUGUAU
Naegleria gruberi is the source of this 1060-nucleotide messenger RNA. Its product is annotated as jun kinase activation domain binding protein. Bases 35 to 1030 code for a protein of 331 amino acids. Gene Ontology annotation, biological process: protein deneddylation. Lineage: Eukaryota; Heterolobosea; Eutetramitea; Acrasida; Naegleriidae. The record is from RefSeq and is a predicted model, not a curated record. The transcript has 2 exons. Gene Ontology annotation, cellular component: cytoplasm; COP9 signalosome. Gene Ontology annotation, molecular function: protein binding; deNEDDylase activity; metallopeptidase activity.